AUGUUAAAGAAUAGAAGCAAAGCCUUUGCGCCAAAAUUCAAAGGAGGGCCUCGAAGACCUCCAGCAAACCCCUCCUCCGCGGAGUCAUCUGCACGCCCAAGCGUCGAGCCGCACUCACAAACCCCAGCAGCAGAAUCGAGCACAAAUCAUGAUAUACUCUCUGUCCCCGAGCAAGUUACUGCUCCGCCGUCUUCCGAAGAAGAAACGCGAGUUGUCAAAGAAACCUUGCGUCCUGAAUCGAAUGAACCAUCCCUUCAAGCCGAGAAGUCUCCAUCCGCACCAGAAGUGAGAGUUGAGUCAAGCAUACGCAGUCUGAAGAGGAAGGAAAGAGAACAUGAUGUACAGGAAUUGCCAGCCAAGAGAGUCCCUGUUGAAAUGGCGCCCGGAGGCCCCACUACACAAGAUCCAUUAUCCGAAAUAGCCCCUCUGUCGCAUUUGGAAAAUGGGCCAAGAGAAGAACCAUCGGAACCUGCAGUUAGCAGACGAGCUACUCCCCCUACUGUUGAUCGACUUGAACCAAAUGAAUUCUCUGUUGCACACGAUGUUGCUGACGGUAGUGGCGAUACUCCACCAGGCUAUCAUACUCUUCCUUCGAGCACCGACCUAGAAGCAUCAAUAUCUCAAGCGCCAAAAGAGACGACCGAUUAUCCAGAGCCUGUAGCACAACCGGGGGCAAAUCUCACUACCCCCGAGAGCGAUUCUCAAGUAGUAGCCGCAGCAGAUGAAAUCCAACAUUCGCGAUCCAGCUCUCCUCAAAGCGAUCAUGAACCUCCUCGAUUCAGAUACCCCACACCCCCAAACACGCAGACACUUUCGGCCAUCGAUUUACCUAUAGUGAGUGCUACUAGCAACGACCUCUCAGGUCUCGGUCCUGCGGGAGAUACUGGUGCACUUGCGCAGCCAGGGCAUGUGGCUCAGCUCUCGCAAAUAGUUCCAAUGGCAGGAUUGAACCCUGAUGGGACAGCAGCUGCUCUAGUUGAAGAGCCCGCGUCUGGCACAGAGAAAGGGAAGAAAAAGAAGAAGAUUGUACGGCGCAAGAAGGUUCAGGCUGCACACGAAGGCGACGAUGUCAGAGCCACCGUGGAUAUGCAGUUAAACCGACCCCGCCGUGUCGCUGGCCAGAAGAGAUCUCGUAAGAAAAAGGAUAGCGAGAAGAAAAGAAGAGUACGCGCUCAGACACCUGAGGGUGCUGAAGAUGAAGUCGUGGACCAUACAACAAUGAAGAUGGUGGAUCUUUGCAAGGACCUCCGAAUCGGGAAGAAAUUCAGCAAGCACCAUGAGAUUAAGGAGAGAUUGGUGCAGAAAAAGGUCAAAGCGAAACUGGCCAAAGAAAACCCUGAACUCAUAUCUUUGGUGGAAGGCGAACAACACGGCAAGGAGUCGAGCUCACGACCUGAUGAGGACGCUUCCGGUCUUGCAGCGGCCCCUAGUGCUACCGUCCAAAUGCGCGUCGUUGACGGCCAGAUCGUCGUGGAUGAAAAUACACUGCAAGUUGAUCGCCAAGAACGUGGGCGAGCAGAGCGAGGUGAAGUCGUGGAGGAAGUCGAAGAGGAUGAUUUCACCACAGUUACAACUUCAGGCACAUUUAUGAAACGGGAACGAGCUGUAAUCUGGGAUGCCGUGGCAAACGAGAUGUUCUACAACGGCCUAGCACAAUUCGGUACUGAUUUCGAGAUGAUUGCCAAGCUAUUUCCAAGCCGCAAUAGGAGGCAGAUCAAGUUGAAGUUCAACAAAGAAGAACGCAAUAACCCUGCAAAAAUCACCCGAGCAUUGACAGGGGAGAAGAUAUCUAUCAAUCUAGAUGAAUACGAAGAAUUGGCUGGGUUCAAGCUUCUGGACGUUGCGGUCAUCGAGGCGGAGCGCGCAAAGAUCGAGCAGGAGCAGAAUGCUGAGGAGGCCAGACAUGCAGCUGACAUAGCAGAAACGACAAGAAGGAAGAAGGCAGAUAUACAUGCCAAAUCAGAUGCUGUGAAGAGAGCUUUAUCCGGGUACGGCGAUGAUGAGGUACCUGCUCAAGGGACCGACUCAGCGAAGGAAAAUGCAGAGCCGGCAAUGGGGAAGAAUCGGGAGGCUAGUGCAGCACCCAAAUCUAAGAAGAAAGUGACGAAGAAGAAGAAUCCCCAUAGCAGCAACGCCGGCGGAGAGGAAAUUGAGGUGCUGGGUAGUAUUGAGAACUAA
Messenger RNA from Venustampulla echinocandica, 2178 nucleotides. RefSeq lists its product as uncharacterized. The transcript has a single exon. Gene Ontology annotation, molecular function: TFIIIC-class transcription factor complex binding. Gene Ontology annotation, cellular component: transcription factor TFIIIB complex. The record is from RefSeq and is a predicted model, not a curated record. Gene Ontology annotation, biological process: RNA polymerase III preinitiation complex assembly. Bases 1 to 2178 code for a protein of 725 amino acids. Lineage: Eukaryota; Fungi; Ascomycota; Leotiomycetes; Helotiales; Pleuroascaceae.